Molecule: messenger RNA, 422 nt
Organism: Paecilomyces variotii
Lineage: Eukaryota; Fungi; Ascomycota; Eurotiomycetes; Eurotiales; Thermoascaceae
Product: putative conidiation protein Con-6
Exons: 3
Coding region: 104-373 (89 amino acids)
Cellular component (GO): cytoplasm
Source: RefSeq, a predicted model, not a curated record
AUCUAUUAUCUACUAAACUUCUUCUUAGAAGAAAAAAAGAAGUGAUAUCUAUUCAUCUUAUAACUUAUCUAUCAUACACGUUUCGGAAAGGAAAUCUACAAAAAUGCCUAAAGACCAGAACCGCGCGCGAGGUCUGAAAGCUGCAAUUCACAACCCCAACGUCUCCGACGCAGCCAAGGCCAAAGACAAAGCGAUUCUCGAGCAAGAAUAUGGAGGUGACGGCAGUAGUAGCGAAGGGGAGAAAAUGCCGCAGAAUGUGAAGAGAGGGUUGAAGGCUGCUAUGCAUAACCCCAACGUGACUGAUUACGGAAAGAAGCAAGCUAGAGACAAGUUGGCUGGGAUGGGAGAACAGCCGGAGGAGCCGGUUGAUUAAAUGUUUGGGUGUUAGAAUAUAGGUUUGUUUGGUCUGUGUAUUAUAUGGG